This is a messenger RNA of Styela clava, 4028 nucleotides long. RefSeq lists its product as uncharacterized. Gene Ontology annotation, cellular component: nucleus; chromatin. NCBI's taxonomy places the organism in Eukaryota, Metazoa, Chordata, Ascidiacea, Stolidobranchia, Styelidae. Gene Ontology annotation, molecular function: DNA-binding transcription factor activity, RNA polymerase II-specific; RNA polymerase II cis-regulatory region sequence-specific DNA binding. Gene Ontology annotation, biological process: cell fate specification; positive regulation of DNA-templated transcription; regulation of transcription by RNA polymerase II. The record is from RefSeq and is a predicted model, not a curated record.
GUUUUUAAAUAUGGCAGAAGUUGCGUAUGGCAAUUUUCAAUACCAGGGGUAUCCAGCACAAGGCCUGAACAACAUACAGCAAUUCAACCAUGGGGUAGUGCCGAACGGUGGUUACGUUCACCCAGGAGCGGGAAGGUAUAAUCCUUACCAACGGCCUUCACCGCCUAUGCCACACGUGAGAAACAGGCAGAGUCCACCCUUAAUGGCUUACAAGCCAGCUCAGAUGGUAAACAGGCACCAACAAGGAAUGCAUGGAUGGAAUACCUUUAACAACAAUAUUGCGAAGCAGCAUGAAGACUAUAAUGCAAAUUCCCAGCCGAUAACGAUUACAAACGGGAAUUGGCAACAUGGAAAUUGGAUUCAGCAACAACGCAACCGCGCUUCGCCUCCCAUAAUGCAACAUCAAAAUCCCACAAUUCAACAGCCGUACGGACAAAGUACGAGUCCGGUCGUUCAAGGAAUGCCAAACCCUUAUGACCAGGUUGCAACGAUGCGUAGGCGAAUGUCUUCUUCAUCACAGAGCUCAGAUUAUGGCGCCACCCCGGGUAUGCAAGGGCAUGGAAACGACAACCGUUGGAUGGUGUCACCGAGCCCAACAGGGAAUACGACGUUCCCAAACAACCAGUUUCAACAACAACACGGCGGAUUUAAUGGUUCUCAAGUGUCCCCAAAUCCAGGGGCCAUACCAGCGUGGAACUCAAAUCCAUCUCAUCCGUACAGCACCCCAUCUCCAAUGUCUAGUAUCUCAAGUGAAAACUCUUCUCCGCCUCCAAUGGUUCCGUUUGUUCAGCCACCGCAACCCCCUAAAUUUCGACAUCCUGCUAGUGUUCACCCCUCUAUUCCGGGAAUUCAGCCACCAAUACCACAAAUUCCAAGACCGCCUCAAGUUCCGAUAGUACCGUCAGAUGUGCCACCCGGAACAACAACCGGAACUAGUGGAAACGAUUGGGAGGUCAAUUGCUUGGGGGCAAAAGUCAAGUUAAGAAAUAGUGAUUUGUGGAAGAAUUUUGAAAGCGUAGUCAUGGAGAUGGUCAUCAGCAAACAUGGGAGACGGAUGUUCCCCGUCUUGGAAUACGAUGUAAAAGGUCUACACCCACAGAAGCUGUACAGUGUAUUCGUCGAUUUCGUUCUUGCAAAUAAAUACGUGUGGAAAUUCAGUGAACAAAAAUGGAAUCCAUCUGGUCUCGCCCCGGAAGAAGAUUUCUACGAUAAAAGCCACAGGGUUUGCCUUCAUCCCGACUCUCCCGCAUCUGGGGAUGUUUGGAAUAAACGUGGCGUUAGUUUUUCAAAGAUGAAAUUGAGCAACCAUCUUCACAGUGAUAGCGAUAAGCUUUCUUUGAAAUCACUUCACAAAUAUCAACCGCGCCUCCACGUGGUAGAAGUUGACCCCCGUGACCCUUCAAUUCAAACCAAUCUUCGAACGUUCAUCAUCCCGAAGACACAAUUCAUGACAGUAACGUUAUACCAUAACACAGAUGUAGCUCAGCUCAAGAUCAACCUCAACCCAUUUGCCAGAUGUUUUAGAGAUAAAGAUAUCAGCCCUAGAUCAGUAGAAAGUGCACCGUCGCCAUCGGAUAAAAACGAACCAGAUUCGUCACGACUUGAUGACGUCACGUCUCCAUGGAAUCAACAAAAUAGUGAUGCAACAAUAGCAAAUGAACCUCAAGCUAUAAUCAAAGUUGAAAACCCAGUUGAAGAUACGGAAUUACAAAGAGCAAAGCACUUUAUGCAACAACAAUUAAAUACGAUGACACAACUCGUGAGAGCUCAAGACGCGUUAUCCACAAACCAAUCUUCAACUACAAUUCCUACCAUAGAUACAGCGGGUAUUGAUGUGAAAACUGAAGAAAACAACAGUCUAGCUAACGUCGAUUUUGACCGUGAAUUGGAAGGAUUACUCAGCAAUAUGUCAGAGGGAAAAGAUACAACUACACAACAUUCUGAUCCGUCAAAGAAAACUGUUCAUCAUUUUGGCCCAAGUGUAUCCAGUGAUAUAAUCAAGACACCGAGCGCUAAAAGAUUGAAGACUAAUAAUGGAAAUCCACUGGACAAAUACGAAUUAUUAAACGUGGAUCGGUGCUUUCCUCCUAAUGCUAUUGCACCUUUGAGCAACACGUUACCUUUUGACCUGGCCCGGGUGAAGACGGAAGCUUUAAGUAAAGGAGGUGCCAAUACCCAACUACCGACUUUCUUCAGGUGCAGUUACUACCAAGAACAAGCAGCCCAGCAAGCUAACACAUCUACACAAAAUAAAGAUUCAAAUUCAAGUCUACCCGUUAUCUACAUUCCUAAAUCAACAACCACAAUUACCUCAACGCCGUCAAGUUCGUCCGGCGAGUCGUCACCAAUCCCCGGCAGAAUGGGGGAGUCCCCAGGGACUGCUUCACAUGUGAUGCCUAUACCCAAUAUAGAAAAGGAGGACAUUUUAAGCGCUGCUUUUAACGCUACAAAUGCAUUUUCUACAUCACCAAUUGUAAAAGAUGACAUUACAGACGCUACAAAAAAAUUAAUGACGUCACCAGCGCCGUCUGCGUCAUCACCCGAAUCGAUGACGCAAUUUAAUCCUUGCCCACUGCCAACUCUUUCACCAAACGCAUUGCAACAAUUUUUGGACGCGGAUAUAAACGAUAUGAUGUCGGGAAAUAAACGGAAGUGUUCUUUUGAUGACGACAUUGAUGAUGACGUAUUUGGCGGAAGUGACGAAACAUCAUUAAUGAAUGCUUGUGAUAUUUUUAACCCACAAAAUCAACAGUUUUUGCCGAGUCAUAAUUUUUUCGUUGAACAGAAAUAACAAUAAUUUUCUAGAUUAAUACGCCCUUCCACUAAGUUCUUAUUUUAUUGUUUCAAACGAUCAAUAUAUUUUUAUAUCCCAAGCCAACAACCUACCCCGAUUGUUUUUUAACCAAGUUUUUCUCGUAUUUUAUUAUAUCCGCCCUAUCUCAAACAACAUGUAUAAGUGUAAUCCAACAAUUAUUAUUUUUUAUAUCAUCGAUCAGUACAGGAAUAAACUUCAAAUUUCAUGCCAAGCGUUCGUGCUACCAGAGUUUGCAUCUGUUUAUGUUAUCAUCAAUUUUGUGUGUCAAGAUUUUACAAGACAAUUUUUUUUAUAUCAAAAUCACCGUUGGUUUCGUGGUGACAUGGUUAUCGUGUUACGUUAUUCCCAAAGCAUGGUUGUGAUUUAUCUCCUAAUGGAGUCAAUUUCGAUUUUAACGUUUAUUGCGGUAAUAUUACUUCGGGUAGAAAAUAGAGUUGCAAAGUUUUUCACAAAUAAUAUUACGAUUUUCUUAACUGAAAUUAUAAUUUUAUUAAUUUGAAUUAUUGAAAUGCAAUUUUUCCAAAUGACCUGGAUUUCGAUUUUGUUCGAACUAUUUUAUCUGAAGACGCUCGUUAAAAUAUAUCAAAUCCUGUUGUCUACAUGCCAGUCCUGUAGCCCUUUCAAAGAGGCCUUUUUAAAUAAUGAUUAGAAACUGUAUAUUCACCAUUUUCUAACUUUGUACACAAAUUAUUAUAAUAAAAGAAUAGUUUAGUAAAACAUCGCAAAUUUGAUUUUUCGUGGAAGUAUUAUUAGGAGUAGGUAAUUUUAAGCAAGUUCUUGAAAUGUAAUUUUUCCAAAUUUCGAUUUUGUUUGCACUAUUUUAUCUGAAAAUGUUUGUUAUAAUAUGGCAAAUUAUGUUGUUUAAAUGGCAGCCAGUAAUAAUAUAUUCAUCUCCUCUACUAUCACUAUCUUGGUCCAUACCUAAACAAACAUACAGAUAUUUGAGUAACAAAAAGCUUCAUUUCGAUAAAAUUGGUUUUUCGUGGAAAUAUUGGCGUGAGUAUAUUUAAUUGUUCAUUUUAUCAUUUUUACGCAAAAAAACGUUCUCAUAGUUUCAAUAUGUGUUUUAUAUUAUAUUUUAAUUGGUUAUAUUUAUAGCUUAUAGUGAGCUAUUUGUCGUGUUUCUAUCCCGUCAUUGUUAGGUUUUAUCUUUUAUUUUCUAUAACAUAAGAGGUACAUCGCCAUUUUUUUUGCAAUAAAUGUUUACUAUAUA